This is a messenger RNA of Peronospora farinosa, 918 nucleotides long. NCBI's taxonomy places the organism in Eukaryota, Oomycota, Peronosporomycetes, Peronosporales, Peronosporaceae. The record is from the annotation of a GenBank genome assembly.
AUGGUCGCACUUUCAAGUGAGAACAAAAGCAGUACUUCCUCUGUCGUCGCAGCACGUCUUCUUGGCUCUACAUGUUCAGGUCUAUGCGAGCUCAUGAUCUUUCAUCCCGUCGACACAAUUGCCAAACGUCUUAUGACCCAUAAAGAGCCUAUGCACGGUCUCUCUGGUCUUAAUCAAGUGAUCUUUCGUGAUGCUUAUGAGAAGCCGGUGUUUACGCGCUACCGUUCCCUAUUUCCAGGGUUGGGCUUUGCUGCUGGUUAUAAGGUCUCUCAACGUAUCUACAAGUUUGGUGGCCAGCCUGUGGUUAAAGACUACAUGUUUAAGAACCACGCUAAUUUCUUUGAGCAUACAUUUGGUGAGCGUAAUGCCAAGACCAUGAUGCAUGCCGCAGCUGGCAGUCUUAUUGGCGUAGGCGAGAUUGCUUUGCUGCCACUGGAUGUGCUUAAAAUCCGUGCACAAACUAACCCGGCGGCUAUUGCCGGUAAGGGCGUGGCUCAUAUUUUCAAGACAGAGGGCUUUGCACUGUAUCGUGGUGCUGCCUGGACCGCUGCACGUAAUGCGCCCGGCUCAUUUGCACUAUUUGGUGGAUCAGCUCUUGCGAAAGAGUACCUGUUUCAGCUGGAAAACUACAACAAUGCUACAUUCUUCCAGAACUUUGUAGCUUCUAUCUUGGGUGCCUCGGCUAGUAUCAUCGUGGCACAGCCGCUGGAUGUGGUCAAAACACGGAUUCAGUCGCGCCCAUUUGACUCGCCAGAAAGUGGCAUGACAAUUGUGCGCAACCUGCUCAAGGCGGAAGGUCCAGGUGGUUUGUUCAAGGGUCUGAUCCCCAAGCUUUCUGUGGUCGGCCCCAAGCUUGUGUUCUCGUUCGCUGUUGCUCAGCAUCUGAUUGCGUACUUUGAGAAGUCCUUUAGCUCUUGA